CGUUUGAGUCUGCGCCGCCAUCGCGCGCGACGCCCGAACGCGUCUCCUCAUCGUCCUCGACGUGCUGGUCGCUAUACUUCUCGUCGCCGCCGUGAAUGUCACCCUUAAAUGAACGGGCACUCAAGAGCAGCAAGUACCACCACGGAGCUACUACCUGGCGACUCGGUAAUCAUGCAUCCCUCACAUUCUGGACCUCCAACAUCCAAGCGCAAGGAGGCUGACGGAGGAAAUCCUUUAAAUCAGGUCAUCAAGAAGGCGAGGAAGGAGUCUUCCGCGGCUGCCAAACGCAAGCUCGUAGGAGAAGAGAAGCCUGGUGGGCUCGUCAUUGUACGCGCAAGCUCGGCGCAUCCACCACAUUCUCAGGAGACCCCGCCAACCCGACCCGAACCCCAGCAACCACAACGGCACUCGUCAGUUCCCCCGCCUAGCAGGACGACCCCUAACGGCGAUGUCAAUGGCGCACAUUUGGCUCGUCCUUCAAAGAAGUUUAGGGCUGAUUCGAAUGUCACAUCGAGUAGCAACAAGGGAGAGGGUCGGGAGGCCUUGGGUGUGGUGGUCGAGGCUGACGAGGAUGAGGCCGUCCGGCAGAUGCGGUCAGAGACGGACAUGUUGCGGCGCAAGUCCCUCGCCGCUGCUGCCACUACCAAAUUGGACCCAAAGUUCCAAUUUCCCGCUCCAGAGGCGAGCUCGAGAUCAACAAAACAACCGUCUCAAUCGCGCGGGCGUAUGCGGGAGAUGUCGCAGCCGCUUCCCCAGCAGGACACGCCUCAACAGGAGCGUAACAAACUCCUGCGUGGGCAGAGUGGUCAUCGGCGGAAGAGCUCGUUGACACGAGGAAAACGGAUCAGCUCCACAUAUGAGAGUACCGGGGUUAUUGAUCUAGCCCAGCCACAUACAUCAGUGCGGAACUCGAGCUUCUACAAACAUAUCGAUAUUGAGCUGCCUGAGCCUCAACGAGCGGCGCAGCUGUUGAUAUGGUGCUCACACCGUGCAAUGAACGAACUCGCGGAGCAGAUCACGCAGACGUCGUCCUCGUCAAGACAAAAUACCAAAGAUUCUGGCAAGGACCCACCCCCACUAUCGGAGGACCUGCAGUUACUCAAAGGCGUGGGAGAAGAUAUGGUUAGGAUGCUGGCGGAGAGAAAGAUUGAUACCAACGUGUAUAAUCAACCGGGCGAAGACGGCGAACCUAAGCAGUUGAAGCCGAACGAGCAGAACGGGCGAAAUAAAGAGCGGGAGGUGAGGUUUAAUGCGCAUAUACAGAGGCUCAAACAGGAAGAUGAGGCCUGGGUUGAGGUCGGCGCAUCUUAUAAUUCCUUUCGGACCUCCGUCCUUGCCGAACUGGACGAUCGCAAGAAGGAACUUCCUUCUGCGAAAGCCAAAGGCAAGAGACCAGCUACGGCCGCAGACGUCGCGCUAUGGGACAUCGGCGAGAAAGAUCUGCCGGAGCAUUUCCGUGGACGAGAUGGCCUUAUUGUGGCUAGGAGUCUCGUAGACGCAGCGGUGGAUGCGCAGAGCCCUCUGAGGAAGCGGAUGGAAGAUCUGCAGGAGACGGCCGACUGGGUGCGCACUUUGGCUCAUUCUGCGCUGGAGAGUACACGGCUAGCAGAAGCAGAUCUCAACCAGCGCUUUUCGUUACUCAGUAUCGCUCUCUCGUCGCGAAUACACCCUGGCACGCUGUCCUUCGCAUCGACAUCUCCUGCGCUCUCUUCUUACCUUCCUCCGACGUCCUCUCGCCCACCGUCGACUACAGAUCCCCAGGCGCUGCUCCGAGCCAUGUCGCGGGUGGACGCUGAGCGUCCGCAAACGCAGGUCGGUGAUGCAGCGCGGCGCGCCGCUAGGGAGCUACAGCGCGUGCAAGACUCGUCAAAUGGCAUGACGGAGCGUAGGCUGACAGGCGUGCCACCACCUACGCCUCGCAAGCCUCCAGGGACACCGCGUCGUGCGGCAACGCCGGGCAAGGGAAGAUAGCAUUUUCCACACAUUCGACACUGUCAUGCCACAUCCUAUGCGAUACAUUUACGACAUCAACGCCGUCUCCUAACGAUACCUGUCUGUCCGGUUGCGUACGUCAUUGCCAUUGCUUAUAUCUCAUGUAUCGGUCUUUUAUACGUUCAUUUGCCAUAACCUUGAUCUGUCUGCUGCAUACCUGGAGAUCGAUUAAUUGUAAUGUACUCGCCCGGUGCACGGCUUCCGCGUGCGCUCUCUGUAGUCGUGUGUGAUGAGGAAAAUUACGCGUUGGUAGUUGUGUUGAA
This is a messenger RNA of Phanerochaete carnosa HHB-10118-sp, 2255 nucleotides long. RefSeq lists its product as uncharacterized. Gene Ontology annotation, biological process: mitotic sister chromatid segregation; cell division. Gene Ontology annotation, cellular component: MIS12/MIND type complex. The coding region runs from base 109 to 1971 and encodes 620 amino acids. The record is from RefSeq and is a predicted model, not a curated record. Lineage: Eukaryota; Fungi; Basidiomycota; Agaricomycetes; Polyporales; Phanerochaetaceae. The transcript is spliced from 6 exons.